This is a messenger RNA of Cryptococcus deneoformans JEC21, 840 nucleotides long. RefSeq names its product expressed protein. The coding region runs from base 68 to 742 and encodes 224 amino acids. The transcript has 5 exons. NCBI's taxonomy places the organism in Eukaryota, Fungi, Basidiomycota, Tremellomycetes, Tremellales, Cryptococcaceae. The record is from RefSeq and is a predicted model, not a curated record.
GAGUACAAGUUGAGCUUUUCUCGCAUAUACAGCCAAUCUCUUUCACAACAGGCAACUAUCCACCACCAUGUCCCCCGGCAAGUCAGUCCUUCCAGCACCAUACUUUUACUUUUUCUGGCUCCUCGAGCCCAUCCUCACCGUCGCCGGCGGUGUCUCCGCCAUCUAUGAUCCCAUCAGUUUUGGCGGUAACACUAUCCCGCGCAACAUUGAGCGAGCAACUUUGAAGAUGGGAAGCACUGUCCGUGGCCAGAUUGUGGUUUCAGAACUGGGUUCUUGUUUCAUGUUGCUGGCGAUGAUUUCUUUCUCGCUCUUCUAUAUCUUCAAGAAACACCUGGAAGACAAACCUGUGCUUCAGGAAAAGCUGGUGAAGGGUUUGCUUAUCCCUCUUGCCAUAGCCGAUCUCCUUCACAUUGCUGUGACGCUCUUGGCUCUACCUAUGUCUCAUCUUGAGAAUCCAUCUCAAUGGACCUAUAUCCUCCACUCCACCGUCUGGAUCACUUCCGGCCUCUUCAUCGUCCGAUUGGCAUGGCUUUUGGGUAUCGGACGUGCGACCGCCAAGUCCAAGCUCCAAUCUCGACUCAGCCCUACCCGCCAGGCUCGUCUUCCCCUUCCCAAGGGCAACUCGGAGGCCAUGGUAGAGCAAGUGAUUCAGACUGAAAAACCUAGCGAAUUCACUGCUAUCGAGUCUCCUACAGCUACCAAGAGGAGAGGAAGGGCUAAGAAGAUCGUGGACGACGAUUAGACGUGAAGAAGCGGGAAACAAAGAGGGAACAGAAUCAACAACAGUUAUUAUCUAUAUAGCGUUAUUAUGUAUGAAAGCAUGCGCUGAAUUUCUCCAUG